GUUAACUUCACUGUUGAGUUGUUUACGCAGGGAGGAAGGCGCGCUAGAGCGUAAUGGCCACUAAGCAAUCGCCGAAAGGAGAGGAGCAGAAGAAGGUGCCGGUAACUGCCCCUGUAGUGAAUACAGAGAAGGAGCCUUUAAAGGUAGAAAAAGAUUGCAAAAAGGAGGAUAAGUCUCCUUCUAAAGGAGGAAAAGAAUCCCAGAAGGAUGCAAAAGACCCCAAAAAAGCUGGAAAGGAUGUGAAAAAGGUAGACACCAAUCAGAAAAAUGAUCGCAGCCGACAGAGAGAGAACAGCCGUAGCAGAGAUAGAGGGCGGCAUGGCCGUGAUGAUAAAUCUGGUCAUCGGGGGCAGGAGAGGGAGGUUUGUCGCAACUUCCUUCACAACCGGUGUGAUCGUGGGAUUCUCUGCAAAUUUUAUCACCCUAGGUCAUCCAGCCGCUCCCGCUCAGGUCCAGACGAUCGAAAAAGAAGUCCAGUCCGUGCUCCAGGUGAGGAGAGUGCAGACAGAGUUGUAUGCCGCGACUUUAUCCGCAACAUGUGCAGGCGUGGCGAUGAGUGUCGCUUUUAUCAUCCUCCGUCUGAACCUGGAAGUAAAAAACAGCGUAGUUCCUGGCUCACCUUCUGCUAUGACUUCCAAAAUGGACACUGUUCUCGCUCUGACUGCAGGUUCUUCCACAUCACAAAAGAAGAUGAAGAAACAUUCAGGGCAACUGGAGAAAUUGUCCCUCAGGUGGUGGACCAGGCUGUUCGUAAGGCCUUGGUCCUUGAUGUGGCUCUCACUGGCACCAGGCCCACCUGCAAGGAAUUCCUGAAGGGAAUCUGCAAUAUGCAAAAUUGCCGUUUUCGACAUCUAAGUCAGCGUGAAUAUGAAGAUGAAGUUUUUCAUGCCUUGCAAGAUGAGCUUGAGUUUGUGUUGGGUCACCCAGAGAGACGUCCUUCGUCCCCCUCCCGAAAUAUCUAUAGUUCCAUGAGCACUUACCAUGAACCACCAAAGUAUGGUACACCCCCAGUUGACUUCCGUGAUGAUCUGCUUGCCCCAGAUGAUCUACGCACCACACUCUUAUCACAUUCAGAUUUUGAACCCGAGGCAAAAAGGCCAAGGUACUUUGGUGAUGACCCGAUGUUUACCCCUCGAGAUGAUUAUGGUGACAAUCAAAGGAGGUGGGAUGACAGAAUGGACUAUGAUAGAGAAAGACUUGAUUUCAAUUCAAAUGAUUCAGAGAGGAUGUUGCAAGAAAUUUAUAAUUUAAGGAAUGAUAAUAUUGACUUGAGGAGGAAUUUGGAACAAAAAAUUGCUGACCUUAGAGAUGAACUGAACAAUGUAAUGCAAGAAAAUGUCAGCCUUCAACACGAGAACUCAAAACUACGGACAACUGCUAAUGAAGAUGCUUUAAAUCACAAAGCAACUUUGGAAAAGUUAACAGUUGCAAACAACAACUUAACUCAAGAUAGUAGGAAGACUCAGGAAGUUGUUCGACGGCUGGAGCUUGAGAACAGUGAUAUAAGAAAAGCGUUGGAAGUUAAACAAAAAUCAAGUAACGCUCAAUUGGAAAAAAAGUUGGAGGCUUUAGAAAAAGAAGUAAUUCAGGUUCGAGAAUCUUUAACUAAGGCCAAUGCUACAUUGAAAAAGACUCAAGAAGAAAAGGGACAAUUAGAAAACGAACUUCAAGAAUUCAAGAAGAUGCGAGACCAUCCAGCAAACCAGAGAAAAGAUGCCCACCACAACAAUGCUCCAGGGUUUAACCAAAGGAAUGAUUACCCAAGAGAUUCAAUGGGGAAAGGACGACCAGAAGCGGGUCCUCCAGAGGUGCUUUACGGAAACAGAAGAGAUCAAGACAUGCGAGGACUGAAAGCACGAGGUUCAGACCGGUAUGGUUCAGAUGCAUGGGAAUCAGAUAAUAGAGGCCAAUACAACCAAGGUUAUGCAAGAAGGGGACCAGACCCUCUUGUCCCAGAUAUAAGGGGACCAGAUGCUCGUGGCCCAGAUAUAAGGGGACCAGAUGCUCGUGGCCCAGAUAUGAGGGGACCAGAUGCUCGUGGCCCAGAUAUGAGGGGACCAGAUGCUCGUGGCCCAGAUAUGAGGGGACCAGAUGCUCGUGGCCCAGAUAUGAGGGGACCAGAUGCUCGUGGCCCAGAUAUAAGGGGACCAGAUGCUCGUGGCCCAGAUAUGAGGGGACCAGAUGCUCGUGGCCCAGAUAUAAGGGGACUAGACACUCGUGGUCCUGAUAUAAGGGGGCCAGACAGUCGUGGUCCAGAAAUGAGGGGACUAGAUAUGCGGUCCGAUAACGAUCGGUCUCGUAAAUGGCCAACCGGUGGUCCAAAUCAACCUUGGACGUCCCUCAAAAAUCCUAACACUAAUGCUCCAGCAGCAGAUGGUAGCCACCCAAGGUCUCAGAGCUUGCUUGGGGACUACCAGUCUGUGAAUGACCGUAUGAGAACACAGAAUUCUUCUCUUCUUCGAGGGCCCAAUUAUCCUCCUGCUUCAACACCCUCCGGAAUGUCAAACAUGCAUGAAUAUGGUGACAUGUCUCGGUCACAGGGACCUCGUGGUUUGAAGGACCAACUCCAACCAGAGAACCAGUUUUCAUCUCAAAACACAUCACGCUUUGCAGAGAGAGACUAUGGUUUGUCUGGAUAUGACUCGAACAGAAACCAGUAUGGCAGUGUAUCUCGAUCACUUAAUUCAUCAACUCAUUGGCAGCACGGAGGAGGAAAUGAUAUUGGAGAUGGAGGAAGAGGACAAGGAUUAGGAGAGACAUGGAACAGAAGAGGGAAGCCUUUGUCCAACUACUGAUUGUAAAAAUUAAUUUUUACAAUCUCAAAAGUAAUGAUUUAAAUAUAGAACCAUGCUGUGAGUAAUUAAAGACGAAUGGUCUUUCAUAGUUCUUAACUGAUGAAAUUCCAUUUAUUUUAAACUGAAAAUAUUUUGUUAAUUUGGAAGCCAAUUUACAUCGUAAGUCACAACAUUUUCCUGGUACAGUAUGAAGACAGAUAUGGAUUUAUUUGGUACUGGAACCAGUAAAUGCUUAUUGUUUCAAAACUGUAAAAGCACUUUGAAGCACCUCCUAGACCCAGACAAGAACUCCCACAGUUGCUUAAUUUAUAAUACUGGAAACCUAAGUAUAACCAAAUAUCUUGUCGGACCAAUUGUCUGUUGUAAAUAUUAAUGGUAGGUCCCAGCCACUUCCUUCAAUUCCAUUCACAAUAUCUGCACAAACUGUAAUGUUCAAGUAGCUGUACUUUGUUACUCAGACAGGAAAUACUGAAUUCUGUUAAGGGAAAAAAACAAUGCCAUGUUUUCAUACUGUUCAUUAGGCAAUUUUUUUUGCUCUCAGAUACAAUCUUUGCUGUAAUUAGUAGUGUCAGCACCAUUAGUAGACAAUUAUACUGUCAGCAACAUUCUUUGAAGUAAGUUGCAGGCUGUACAUAAGAGUUUAUAAAUACUGUACCAAAUUCAUAUUUUAUAGAUGAAAAAAUGGAAAAAGACCUGCAUUUGUGUCAUACAUUGCUUUUCUUAUGGUCUGGUAUACGUACACAAUUGUAAAUUUAUUGAUUGUGAAGAAAACCAGGUUUAUUACAAAUUGUUUUCUGGAUUAUCUCUAUAAUUGCCUGAUAAGUUUGUUUUUUUCAAUAACAAAUACCCAUUAAGGUUUUUUUUUUACUUGUUAUUGCUAUUAUUAUUAUAAUUUUGAUAUAGUACUUGCACCCAAUAACAUGUUUGUUACUUGUCUUUUCCUUCAUUUUGUGUAAAAAAAAAUAUGAAAAACUAAACAGUAGUUCAGGUACUGUAUUACGCUUUGUUUUUUUACAUUCAGUUCACUUAAAAGAGAAGUAGCUGCUGUGAAUGCCUUUUUUCUUUAAGUUUUGUUAAAAGGUAGAGGAACUUCCUCAGCAUUGAUAGUAAAUAUGUUAGUUUUAGUUAGCAUGAACUACAGUAAGGAGUCAAGCAGCUUUAGUUAUGAUACGUCCCUGUGUUAGUAUGUUUUCCCCCACGUGAUUGAUAAUUUUUGUAUUCAUGAUUGUGAAACUACAGUACCUAAGUUCAUUAAUGAAGUUUAUGGUAUGGCAUUGGAGUGUUUCAUAAUGUAAUAAGAUGAGCUUUUGUCUUGUAAUCCUUUGUACCUAGAUACCUGUGGUGGUGGAAAACAUAUGUUAGUGAUAUUAUUGUGUUUAGUAUGCAUUAGGUUAUGGUGUGUGUGUACAGUACAUAAGAGAACAUUCAUUAAGUAUGAAGUGGUUGUAAUUUAUAAGGAAUAAUGGUUUUACCACAAGGCUGUACAAGUAAUUGUAAGGUUAUUAUUUACACAAGUGUAAGCAUAUCAACUGCUAAAAUUUCCAAAGAAAGAUAGUGUUGGUACAUUUUGUUGAGGCUACUGAGGUUAACUCCAGGGGAGCCAUAGAGGCAUUUGCCAAGAGUUACUGUCACAUAGUAUUGGAAUAAAUGUGCUUAAAUUUUAAGGAUUUA
This is a messenger RNA of Homarus americanus (American lobster), 4466 nucleotides long. RefSeq lists its product as uncharacterized. The transcript has 5 exons. The record is from RefSeq and is a predicted model, not a curated record. Gene Ontology annotation, molecular function: metal ion binding. The coding region runs from base 54 to 2795 and encodes 913 amino acids. Lineage: Eukaryota; Metazoa; Arthropoda; Malacostraca; Decapoda; Nephropidae.